CCUCCAUCUCGCUUUGACCAACGUGCAGAAUACCACCUGGAUUCAUUCCUUCUGUCUUCUGCAGAAAUGUCUCUUGCUUCCUGCUAGACCUGCUGGUAGAGUAAGUCUCUUUUCUAAUCAUCGCUGUCUCUGUUUAUCUCUCUAUAGACCCCUCAAUUCUUGUAACAGUUCUAUAUUUUUAUUACGCAUUAGAAUGAUGCAAUAAUCCCUUAAUCUCCUCGUUUCUGUCACGCCUUCUACUCUGCUUUCUUCCUCUCCCAAAUUAAAAAGCAGAAGCUGGAGUCACAAUGUGCCGUGUGCCGACAGUAAGCGGGUCCGUUGGGCUGGCACAAGGAUUUUGGGGGGGUACCGGGUCCUGGCUGGGGGUUAUCGUCUGUCUCGUUGCACUGAUAUGCCAAUCAAUCCAUCUCGGGGACCUGCGGAGGGAACUCUCUCUUAUUCAAAAAAAUAAAGAAGAUAGAGCGCAGGUCAGGAGGCACCAUAAUCCAGACGAUGAAUCCUUCAACCUGUGGCCCAAAGAGAAGCGGGACCUGGCAGGGAGACGACGGAGGAGACACAAUGGAAAGCACGCUCUUCUGCACCUGGUGCCUGCCUCUUUCUCUUCUCCAGAUGCGUUUCAGGACGUCACGUACAUAUCAUGGAAAGUGUCUCUACACGAGGGUAAAGCCUUCGAGCUUCAGAGAGAAAGUGUCCGAGUGAAACAUUCCGGGGUAUACUAUAUAUACAGCCAGGGCCUUUACACGGAUAUUACGUUCACCAUGGGUCAGCUGGUGACGCGGAGAGCGGAAGGGGAAUCUGGAAUGGGGGACAUUCUGCUGAGGUGCGUGCAGAGUAUGCCGCAGGACAAGCUGCAGGCUUAUAACACGUGCUACAGCGCAGGAGUCUUCCGGCUGCAGAAAGGAGACGUCAUCAGCCUCGUCGUUCCGAGAUAUAACGCCAGCGUGGACGCCAACGGAUAUUCAACCUUCUUUGGCCUGGUCAAGCUCUAGAUGGAACUCUUUAAGACGAUGUCCUCUCAGACC
Messenger RNA from Spea bombifrons (plains spadefoot toad), 1022 nucleotides. RefSeq names its product TNF superfamily member 13 (gene TNFSF13). The transcript is spliced from 6 exons. Gene Ontology annotation, biological process: positive regulation of isotype switching to IgA isotypes; immune response. Gene Ontology annotation, molecular function: tumor necrosis factor receptor binding; receptor ligand activity. Bases 288 to 989 code for a protein of 233 amino acids. The record is from RefSeq and is a predicted model, not a curated record. Lineage: Eukaryota; Metazoa; Chordata; Amphibia; Anura; Pelobatidae. Gene Ontology annotation, cellular component: membrane.